CCAGUUUCAUUCUUCUUCUCUUCCACUCCUCAUCCACCUGCCAUGUCCGCAGCUGUCUUUCGUUAGCCAUGAUGCUGCUCAUCCUCAAAUCGGUCCUCACCGUGCUCGCCCUCCUGGCGACCUGUGUGCUACUACCCCAGCUGCCCCUGAGUCUUCUCCGCCUAGUUCUCCGCGGUGUCGGUUGGCUGGUCCAGAAGCGUACCCGCUCUCGCCGCGAGUACAUCAUCUCGCGCGUCCGCGCUGACGAAGAAGAACACGCUACUCGUACAAAGGCUGCCUCUGCUACCAACUCCGGUGAUGAGGAGGACUGGGAGAAGGUCGAUACCUCUAGCUCCAGCUCCGGAACCGCUGGCAUCAACCGCAAUGAAGAAUGGGAUGGCAUCAUCGGCUUCUUCCAUCCGUUCUGUAACGCAGGCGGUGGUGGUGAACGCGUUCUCUGGGAGGCCGUGAGAGCAACCCAGAAACGCUGGCCCAAGGCCAUCUGUGCCAUCUAUACCGGCGACCAUGAGGUCAACAAAGCAGCCAUGCUGGAACGGGUCCAGCACCGCUUCAAUAUCACCCUCCACUCCCCGACCGUUGUCCUCCUCUAUCUCACUACCCGCAAAUAUGUUGUUAGCAGCAUGUACCCCUACAUGACUCUUCUCGGCCAAUCCCUGGGCUCUCUCAUCGUUGCCUGGGAUGCAUUCAACCUCCUUGUUCCGGAUAUCUUCGUUGACACCAUGGGCUAUGCAUUUACCCUCGCUUUCAGCAAGCUUCUCUUCCCCUCCGUUCCAACCGCCGCCUACGUGCACUACCCGACCAUCUCCACCGACAUGCUCCAAUCCCUCGACGACCAGACCGGCCUGCAAGGCGUCAACUCCGGCGCCGGAAAGGGUCUCAAGGGCCAGAUCAAGCGGAAGUACUGGAUCGCAUUUGCCAAACUCUACGGCUGGGUAGGUGGCCACGUCGAUGUCGUCAUGUGCAACUCCUCUUGGACAUCAGCGCACAUCCGCACCAUCUGGGGUCCCUCCCGCCAAACCAACCCCCACAAAGAUCCCACCGUAAUCUUCCCACCCACUGCUGUCUCCGAACUCGAGUCCACCAUCACCGUGUCCCCAGAGACCGAACGCACUCGCCAGCCCCUCAUCCUGUACAUCGCCCAAUUCCGCCCGGAGAAGAACCACCCCUUACUCCUCCGCUCCUUCGCCCGCUUCCUCCAAGAGCGCCGCGACCAGAACGCCGACCCCGAAACCGAGCCCAAGCUCGUCCUCAUCGGUUCUGUCCGUCACGCCAGCCCCGACGAAACCCACAUCUACAACCUCCGGCUACUAGCCCAUGAACUCCGCAUCCGCGACCAAACCACCUUCAUCUGCGACGCCAGCUGGCCCACCAUCCUCGAGCACCUCGCCACGGCCUCCAUCGGCGUCAACGCCAUGUGGAACGAGCAUUUCGGCAUCUGCGUCGUCGAGUACCAAGCCGCCGGUCUGAUCAGCGUGGUCCACGACUCCGGCGGUCCCCGCGAAGACAUCGUCAUUGAUCUCGGCGAUGGCGCCACGGGUUUCCGCGCCUCCACGGAGGAGCAAUUCGCUGCUUCGUUCGAGGCGGCGCUUGCGCUUCCGGUCGAAGAGAAGGUCGCAAUGCGGCUACGCGCCAGGAAGUCUGCGUUGAGAUUCACCGAGGAAGAGUUCCAUGCUAAGUGGAUUGAGGAGAUUGGGAAAUUGGUGCGGUGAGCGUUUUAUGGUUGUAACGGAAAUCUGAUUAUCCAAUCCCAUCCCACCUCUUAUUAAAAGAGUUUAAAAAGAAAAUCAUAUCUAUUACCUGUUCCAUUAAAGGACUUGAGCUAGCUGGUCAGCUGUUGGGCGUUUCCUGCGGCAUGGGGGGUUUUAUGAAUGCAUUAUCAUCCAUCAUCC
Messenger RNA from Aspergillus piperis CBS 112811, 1889 nucleotides. RefSeq names its product alpha-1,2-mannosyltransferase ALG11. The transcript is spliced from 3 exons. The record is from RefSeq and is a predicted model, not a curated record. The coding region runs from base 69 to 1709 and encodes 546 amino acids. Gene Ontology annotation, biological process: protein N-linked glycosylation. Gene Ontology annotation, molecular function: GDP-Man:Man(3)GlcNAc(2)-PP-Dol alpha-1,2-mannosyltransferase activity. Lineage: Eukaryota; Fungi; Ascomycota; Eurotiomycetes; Eurotiales; Aspergillaceae. Gene Ontology annotation, cellular component: endoplasmic reticulum membrane.